Serendipita indica DSM 11827 is the source of this 3231-nucleotide messenger RNA. NCBI's taxonomy places the organism in Eukaryota, Fungi, Basidiomycota, Agaricomycetes, Sebacinales, Serendipitaceae. The record is from the annotation of a GenBank genome assembly.
AUGUCUUAUCCAGAUCACGACAUCACUGCAAAGUUUGAUUUUCCUGCAGAGGAGCUCAAAGUCAUCCAGUUCUGGAGAGAUAUCGAUGCGUUCCAGACAUCCAUCAAGCUACGUGAGGGAUGUCCCGAAUUCUCUUUUUACGACGGUCCGCCUUUUGCCACAGGACGACCUCACUACGGCCAUCUACUAGCGGGAACGGUCAAGGACAUCGUGACCCGUCAUGCUAGCAUGAGUGGCUUUCACGUCGAGCGGCGGUUCGGAUGGGAUACGCACGGUCUACCGGUAGAGCAUGAGAUCGAUAAGAAGUUAGGCAUCAAAUCCAAAGACGACGUGAUGGCGAUGGGCAUCGACAAAUACAACGCGGAAUGCAGAGCCAUCGUUAUGCGGUAUUCGGAGGAUUGGCGAGCUACCGUCGAGAGAAUUGGGCGAUGGAUCGAUUUUGACAAUGACUACAAGACACUUAACCUGUCCUAUAUGGAGAGUGUAUGGUGGGUGUUCUCCCAACUCUUCCAAAAGAACCUUGUAUACCGUGGCUUGCGGGUCAUGCCGUACUCCACCGGUUGCACAACUCCAUUGUCAAACUUUGAGGCUGGUUUGGCAUACAAGGACAUUCAGGACCCCUCAGUCACGAUCGGAUUUCCUCUUGUAGACGACCAGAAGACUAUGCUUCUUGCAUGGACGACAACGCCGUGGACUUUGCCAAGUAAUCUCGGCCUUUGCGUGCAUCCCGACUUUGAAUACAUCAAGAUCCAUGAUCCCGCGCGAGAUCUCAACUUUAUUCUGCAAAAAGACCUCUUGAAUGCAGUCUAUUCUGCUAAGGAGCUCAAGAAGCCACCUUUCAAGGUCAUCGCCACUUACAAGGGAUCGGAUCUCAAGGGAUGGCGCUACGUCCCCUUAUUCGAAUAUUUCACGGAAAAGUAUGAGGACAAGGCUUUCAAGGUGCUUGUAGACAAAUACGUUACAAAAGAGAGUGGAACCGGUAUCGUCCAUCAGGCGCCUGCAUUCGGUGAAGACGAUCACCGCGUUGCACUUGCUCAUGGAGUCAUUCGACAUGAUGAUAUGCCCCCAUGUCCUCUGGAUGACAUUGGUCGAUUCACAAAUGAGGUUCCAGACUUUGCCGGAAUGUACUUCAAGGAUGCGGACAAAGAGAUUAUCAAGACUCUCAAGAACAAUGGUCGACUGAUUGCUCACAGCACAUUUCAACACAGCUACCCCUUCUGCUGGCGGUCUGACACACCUCUCAUUUACCGUGCCAUUCCCGCCUGGUUCGUCCGCGUGACAGACUCGAGAUCUGAGCUCAUGGCUGCCAACAAGGCGACAAGAUGGGUCCCGCAGAGCGUCGGUGACAAUCGCUUCGGAAACUGGCUCGAGAAUGCAAAAGAUUGGAACAUUUCGCGAAAUCGAUACUGGGGUACCCCUCUCCCUCUUUGGGUCAGCGAUGACUUUGAAGAGAUCAUCUGUUUGGGCUCUGUUGAGGAACUCGAGAAACUCUCCGGCGUGCAGGGUAUCAAGGACAUCCAUCGGGAGAGCAUUGACGGGAUUACCAUUCCUUCGCAAAAGGGUAAAGGCGUCCUCAGGAGAGUAACGGAAGUCUUUGACUGCUGGUUCGAAUCUGGAAGUAUGCCGUUUGCACAAGAGCAUUAUCCAUUCGAGAACGAGGAACGCUUUAAAAAGGCCUGGCCGGCAGAUUUCGUGUCAGAGGGAAUCGAUCAAACUCGUGGCUGGUUCUACACAAUGCUGGUCGUCUCGACACUAUUGUACGGCAAGGCACCGUGGAAGAAUCUCAUCGUCACUGGGUUAGUCCUCGCGCAAGACGGAAAGAAGAUGAGCAAGAGUCUUCGUAACUAUCCCGAUCCUAACGCCAUCAUCGAUCAGUAUGGUGCCGACGCUACCAGAAUAUUCCUGGUGAACUCUCCCAUCGUCAGAGCUGAGAAUCUACGAUUCCGGGAAGAAGGUGUCAAGGAAGUCGUGGCUCGCGUCCUGCUUCCAUGGGUCAAUUCUUUCCGCUUCUUCUUGGGUCAAGUCGCGCUCUUAGAAAAGGAUACCGGCAUCAAGUUCAAAUAUAAUCCACACGCUCCGCUCUCUGCUAAUAUCAUGGACCGAUGGGUCCUCGCAAGGUGUCAAUCUCUCAUCAAACUAGUUCGAGAGGAGAUGGCUGCUUAUCGCCUGUAUACCGUCAUUCCUCGCUUACUUUUGCUCAUUGACGAGGUGACCAACUGGUACAUCCGAUUCAACCGCGCGCGGUUAAAGGGGGAGAACGGCCCCGAAGAUACCGUUUCUGCCCUCAAUACUCUUUUUGAGACCAUCUUUACUCUGUGCAAAACAAUGUCUUCAUUUACGCCCUUCCUGACCGAGAGUCUGUAUCAGACACUUCGAAAGUUCCUGCCUUCGAGCCAGAAAGACGAGCGCUCAGUGCACUUCCUUGACUUCCCGACGGUCCGCGAGGAAUAUUUCAACCCUGACAUUGAGCGCCAGGUCAAGCGCAUGCAGACGAUCAUCGAACUAACCAGAACGGUCAGGGAGAAACACCAACCUUCGCUCAAGAUUCCGCUGAAGGAGCUCAUUGUAUUCCAUCCGGAAACGAGCUUUUUCGGUGAUGUUAAACCGCUCCAAGGGUACCUGGAAAGCGAGCUCAACGUUCGCGAAAUCGUAUUUACGACGGACGAGGAGCGAACUUGCGUCAAGUACAAAGCCACGGCCGAUUGGCCAACUCUGGGAAAGAAGCUACGCAAGGAUAUUGGCAAAGUGAAAGCUGCACUCCCCAACCUGUCCUCGGAGGAUGUUAAAGAGUAUGAACGCACUGGAGAGGUCAAGGUGGAUGGAAUCCCCUUGGAGAAGGGGGACUUGGUGGUCACUCGCUAUGUUGACUUACCAGAGGACGGUAGCUUCGCAUCCAACACCGACAAUGAUGUCGUCGUCUUGGUCGACAUCCGUACUUAUCCAGAACUCGAAGCGGAGGGCCUAGCAAGAGAAUUCAUUAAUCGCGUACAAAGACUACGCAAGGAAGCAGGCCUCCAAGCAACGGACAAUGUCGAUGUUUUCUACAGCUUUGAGGAUGGUAGUGGCCUGGAUAUCUUGGCUGCCAUUGUCAAGCAUGCGGAGACCAUCACAAAGGCAAUCAGGUGUGCACCAGCUGAUGUCAAGACACGGCCAGCGGACGCGGUCGUGUUGAUCGACAGAAGGCAGGAGAUUGGCGAGACUGGAUUCCACCUCUCGUUGACUCGAAAGUAA